AGAGAGAGAGAGAGUAGCUUUACUUGGUCAACCUAAGGUUCGACAAAGAGAUAUGGGCAUACUUGUAGUUUUUCUCAUAGUCCAAACUCAACAGUCUAGAUUCGUUUUUCUCUACCGAUCAUGACCCCCUUUUAUUUUCUAAUCAACCAACCCCCCUCUCUACUCCAUUCUUAAAUUUUAUAGACUCAAAUACCCUUCCACAAGUUCUCUUUUAUAUAUAUUCCCCUUUCGAUCUCUGAGAUCAUCUCCUCCAUUAUUUUAUUUCCACCCUCCUAUAUUUCAACAACUCUGGUCUCCUUAUUCCACACCCUUCAAAAAAAUAGGUUAAUCUCCACACACACAAAAAAAAAAUGAUUUCCCAGUAUUUCUGCAACACUGGCCUCACUCUUGGCUCAACCUCUCUUGAUCAUCACAACCCCGAUCACCACCAUCUUCGGAAUCGAGACGAAAGGAAAUCGUCGUUGAGAUUCGAUCACGCGAUCCCGUCUCUUACGCUGGGUUUGAUCUCGUCGGAGGAAGAGAAACAUCAGGUAUCGAAUUAUUCAGUUCUUUUUCGCCGACAGGUCUCCCACUCGAUUAGUGCGACGUCGUCGUACUCCAACAACUCCAGUGUGAAGAGAGAGAGAGAUGGUGUUGGGGAGGAGGCGGAGGUGGAGAGAGAAAGAUGUUCCAAGGUGGGGGGUGAUCAUGAUCAGGAUCUUGAAGAGGGAAGUGUUGCAAGGAAGAAACUUAGACUUAGCAAAGAACAGUCUGUGGUGUUAGAAGACAGGUUCAAAGAACACAGUAGUCUCAAUCCUAAGCAAAAGCAGACCUUGGCGAAGCAGCUGAAUCUACAGCCUCGGCAAGUGGAAGUUUGGUUUCAAAACAGGAGAGCCAGGACAAAGCUUAAGCAAACUGAGGUAGAGUGCGAGUUACUGAGGAAGUGUUGUGACACACUAACAGAUGAGAACAAAAGGCUGAGGAAUGAAAUACAAGAGCUGAAAGCACUCAAGAAAACUGCGCCGUUCUAUAUGCAACUGCCGGCGGCGGUAGCCACCCUCACCGUGUGCCCCUCCUGUGAGCGGCACGACAGCAGUGGCGAAAACUCCUCCAAAAGCCUUUUUUCUAUUGGCGCAAAGUCUCAUUUUUACAAUUCCUUCACCCAUCCGUCUGCAGCUUGCUUGCAAGAUUUUAAAUAGCAGUCUAUACGUACGUAUAUAUGUAAAUAUGUCUACAUGUAUAUCGCUUGUUACGUGUACAAAUUUAUCGACUAACGUUAGUCUACACGUGCUGUAUAUGUCUACAUAUCGCUCGAUCGUUUAAACACUACUUGGAGGUUAGAAACUUUAGUUCAAGCUAGCCUUCUAUGUAUAGAACUAGUUGUAUUAUGCAAUUUCUAUUGUCCUCUCU
Molecule: messenger RNA, 1389 nt
Organism: Rhododendron vialii
Lineage: Eukaryota; Viridiplantae; Streptophyta; Magnoliopsida; Ericales; Ericaceae
Product: homeobox-leucine zipper protein HAT22-like
Exons: 3
Coding region: 351-1178 (275 amino acids)
Biological process (GO): regulation of DNA-templated transcription
Molecular function (GO): DNA-binding transcription factor activity, RNA polymerase II-specific; sequence-specific DNA binding
Source: RefSeq, a predicted model, not a curated record